AUGGCGUCACGUAGCCUGGGGCUGCAUGUAGCUCGCAAACAGGACGCUGCCAGAAGCGGAGCUGUGGAGAGGAGGAAUCUACUGACUGUCUGCAGGUUUUCAGUGAAGACGUUGAUUGACCGCUCCUGUUUAGACACGAUAGACGACUCAUCUCCAGAGUUCACCAACUUCGUCUCCAUCCUGGAACAGAUCCUCAGUCACAGACUGAAAGGUCAGACUACAUGGUUUGGUUAUGAGACUCAUCGUAGUUUCUGGGACUAUGUGAAAGCAGCCUGCAGUAAAGUCUCUCACAGCUGCAUCCACAGCAUUGAGAGCAUGGAGAAUGUACGCUCCUCCAGAGCUAAGGGUCGGGCGUGGAUCAGGCUGGUGCUGAUGGAGAAGAGGUUGUCUGAGUACAUCUCCUCCGCCCUGAGGGACUUCAAAACCACCAGGAGAUGGUAUGAGGAUGGGGCCAUCAUGCUAGGUGAGGAGGCGGGGCUGCUAGCAGAUACACUCAUCGGUCUCAACACCGUUGACUUCAGCUUCUGUCUGAAAGGGGAGGGGCUGAAUGGAAGCUGCCCAGCGGUGAUUGACUAUACGCCCUAUCUGAAGUCGAUUCAGAGAGAAAACAGCAUCAGCAGUGAUGAGGAGGAGUUGAGGACCCUGGGGAGCAGCGGCAGCGAGAAGAACACCCCUGAAAAGAUGGCCGCCAGCACUGCGGAGGCCAUCUUAACUGAGCAGAGCAGCUGGGUCUGCAGGUGUAAAAGACUCGAGCAGAAAUACCGCAUGGCACUGGAACAGAAGUGUUAUCUGGAAGAGAUGGUUCAUCUGAGAGAGGCCCAGCUGUCUCAAGUGAUUCCUCAGAACAAAGCUCUUCAGCAGAGACUAACAGACACACACCUCUCACACACACUGGAGAAGGAACAACUAGAAUACAUCGUACUGGAGCUCCAGGACCAACUGACAGUGCUGAAGAACCAUGACUUGAGGUCCAGACAAGAACUGACCGCACAUCUGACCAAUCAGUGGCCUUCACCCGGUGCCAUGGAUACCAAUGCUGUUGCCUUGGAUACCAUGCUGUACAGGAAUAGGGUGGGGCAGUGGGAGGAGAAGAAUUUCCAGAGUCUAGAGCAGCUGUCCCAGUCCUCUCUGGAGCCCUCACACACACUCAACCUGGACACUAGACCAGCCAGCUCACACUGGCACCACCAUGGGAAGGAGGACACCCCCUCUCUGAUAGGUCUGUGUGGGUCUCUGCAGUCAGUAGCCAGCAAUAAGUCACUGGCCAGCCUGAAGUCCAGUGAGUGUCUAGCCAGCCCCACCACAGAUGACCAGUCCUGACCUCACCCCGUCCUAGAACAAGAGACCCGGCACAUGGUUUGGAGAAAGAGAGCCAGAUUUGGAUCCUGGAAUUGGAACUCAGGCUUUUUAAAUAACAUUCCACCCCAUCCCGUCCUAAACCCAGAGAUCUAACUUCGUCCCCAGGCUCAAUUCAUAGAUUACCAGAGAUGCAACACAGGUCGUAGAAUCAGACUGCAUAGAGAUUUAUUUAUUGGAAUUUCUAUGACUAAAUCACAUGGAAUCUGGAUCCAGGAACUCUGAGUUUUUUAAAAAGAAAUAUUGAAGGAACUCAUAGCUCAACAUGGGCGCUGCAGUCAAUCAUUUGGAAUUUACAACCCGAACUGACCCUGGAACCGGCGCUUCAGUAGUCAGUCCUUCAAUGUAAGCGCAGAGCCGUUGGAAAAACCAGGACUAUAUUGACCAGGACCGACCCCAUGUUUAUUUAUUAGUUUGUUGUAUAUCUGCACUGAUGGGAAAACAACUGCACGAUGGGAAAACAACUGCAUAGUUGAAAGCCAGUUCCGGGUAGGCAUACAGAUCACUGCAGACCAAGGAGAACGCCACUUGACCAGACCUUUUGGUGUCACUUAAAGGACUCCUCAUGAUGUAAACAUGCUCAGCAUCCCAGAGAUUGACAAAACUUGAGGAAUGGCUUUCUUUAGGAUUUAUUUAGGGAUGGGUAAGGAGUGUUGAAGUUUAGGGUUUGUUGUUUCUCAAGUGUUAAAGCCUGUAGACUAGUGGUUCUGUUCAUGCCUCAUCAACUUGCAGGUGUUGUCCUGUUACCCUGGCAACUUAAGUGAGCUCUACUAUAGAUGGCCAUGGUGGGUCCGACUCAGCGGCCAAAGAAAUACAACUCAAAGAACGGAUAUAUUUAGGUAUUGUAUUCCUGCCAGAGGACUGGACUAUCCUCAUUAUUUAUAAUGUUGGAAGGGCCUUGAAAUAUCUAGAGGAGAACCGUGUUGCUUUUAUGUUUUCUGUUUCUACGGUCAAUCCUCUGUGGUACUUGACUUGCAGCCAUAAUCAUAUUAUUGAUGGCAUUGAAUGUAUCUUAUAAACUAUCAAAAUAAAGUCGGACACUCCAUAUAAACUCCCAGUAAUUUAUUGGGUAUUUACCAGCGUUUGGGCAUCACUGUGCCUUCUUCAGGCACAGACACAUUGGUAAAUAUCCCAUAUAUAAACUCCCAGUAAUUUAUUGGGUAUUUACCAGCGUUUGGGCAUCACUGUGCCUUCUUCAGGCACAGACACAUUGGUAAAUAUCCCAUAUAUAAACUCCCAGUAAUUUAUUGUGUCCGACUUUAUUUUGAUGGUUUAUUUGCCAUUAGUCAGCACCUCCACACAAACACAUUGUUCUGGGUGUGCGCCAGCGAAUGUUACAUUUUGGGGGGGGGAAUGUAUCUCAUCCACAAUCCGUUUUGGAUUUAACCACACAGUAUUAUGUUAUAUCUUUAUGCGUCAUAAAGGGUUUGUAUUCUCAGGAAAUGUUUCCUGUCCAACAGGGUUAGGUUGAACUGUUUGGUUAGGUUGAACUGUUUGGUUAGGUUGAACCGUUUGGUUAGGUUGAACAUAAUAGGUUGUAUUGGGGUUGCAUUUUCUGUCUCUGACUGCUUUGAGAUUUAUUUUGACCAGAGGCAUGUGGGGAAAGUGUUCAGGGUGUGUUCUGUCACACACACACACAGUUAAUAGUAUUGUGAUAUUGCACAUUGAU
Molecule: messenger RNA, 3025 nt
Organism: Salvelinus namaycush (lake trout)
Lineage: Eukaryota; Metazoa; Chordata; Actinopteri; Salmoniformes; Salmonidae
Product: RUN domain-containing protein 3B-like
Exons: 11
Coding region: 1-1320 (439 amino acids)
Source: RefSeq, a predicted model, not a curated record